This is a messenger RNA of Staurois parvus, 282 nucleotides long. NCBI's taxonomy places the organism in Eukaryota, Metazoa, Chordata, Amphibia, Anura, Ranidae. The record is from the annotation of a GenBank genome assembly.
CCACGCGUGCACCAGAGCAAGGCAGGUAGUGAGGACAAGAGACAGGAGCAAUGUCAUGGAAUAGCCAGGGUCAUCAACAGUCGGGCAGCACGGUAUAGAAUCAGAAGGAAAAGCCAAGGUCAGGAGCAGAGCCAAAGUCAAGAACCAGUAUCAGGAGAGCAAUCAAAGUCAGGUGAGGAACAAGCCGCCUGGCGCGAAUCUUCGCCAUGCAUGUGCGCGAUUGCGCAUUCCUGCGUGCAUGUGCAUUUCCGAUCGCGAUUCUUCUUGCCGGAAAUCCCUUAC